Messenger RNA from Mixia osmundae IAM 14324, 684 nucleotides. RefSeq lists its product as uncharacterized. Gene Ontology annotation, biological process: translation. The annotation marks the transcript as partial. Gene Ontology annotation, cellular component: ribosome; cytosolic large ribosomal subunit. Gene Ontology annotation, molecular function: RNA binding; structural constituent of ribosome. The record is from RefSeq and is a predicted model, not a curated record. The transcript has 2 exons. NCBI's taxonomy places the organism in Eukaryota, Fungi, Basidiomycota, Mixiomycetes, Mixiales, Mixiaceae.
CAGGGUAUCGAUAUCGAGCACCAUCAUGUCAGAAAGGGCAACAGAUCUGCGCCCAAGUCGGAGGAUCCCUAUCUGCUCUUGCUUGUCAAGCUCUACCGAUUCCUCGCCCGACGAACUGACAGCAAGUUCAACAAGGUCAUCCUUAAGCGAUUGUUUAGCUCGCGCAUCAACCGACCGCCCGUCUCGCUCGCCAAGGUCGUCUAUGAAGUCAACUCUCGUCAUGUCUCAGCCGACAAGUCGACCGUCGUCAUCGUAGCCACAGUCACAGACGAUCUCCGUCUGCUCGAGCUACCCAAGCUCUCCAUUGCCGCACUCAGAUUCACCCAGACUGCAAGGGAACGCAUCAUCGCUGCUGGCGGUGAAUGCCUCACGCUUGAUCAGCUCGCCGUUCGUGCACCAACCGGAUCAAACACCGUCUUGCUCCGUGGUCGCAAGAACGCUCGCGAAGCCUUCAAGCACUUCGGUGCCGGACCUGGCAAGAACGCAAAGCCUUAUGUUACCUCAAAGGGCAGGUCCGUUGAUCUAAGCUCAUCGCCUGUUAGACCAGUCACUGAUCCUGCCGCGCUUGCAACAGGAAGUUCGAAAAGGCACGUGGUCGUCGUGCCAGCCGUGGCUUCAAGGCUUGAGCGUUGUAUCUCGAUGCAAUGUAUUGCGCAGAAACGGGGGCCUUGCAUUUCCGCAUGA